Lynx canadensis (Canada lynx) is the source of this 2222-nucleotide messenger RNA. It is a transcript of the gene ARHGEF25, whose product is annotated as Rho guanine nucleotide exchange factor 25. NCBI's taxonomy places the organism in Eukaryota, Metazoa, Chordata, Mammalia, Carnivora, Felidae. Gene Ontology annotation, biological process: axon guidance. The transcript is spliced from 16 exons. The coding region runs from base 14 to 1873 and encodes 619 amino acids. Gene Ontology annotation, cellular component: plasma membrane; cytoplasm. The record is from RefSeq and is a predicted model, not a curated record. Gene Ontology annotation, molecular function: guanyl-nucleotide exchange factor activity.
GUAGGGGUCCAGCAUGAAGCCCCCGGACCGCCCCGCCCCUGGCCGCACUGACCGGAUACUGGGGGUCAUGGGGGGCAUGCUGCGCGCAUGCGCCCUACCCGGGCAGGCGGGGCCCCCGAAGAGAAGCCCCCUAGGGCCAGGAGGGACCGAGCCACAGUCUGACUGUACCGAGGGGCAUCAGAAAGGGGAGCGCGAACGUGAGGUUCCCGCCUGGGCUCCGCUGCCCGAAUCCUAUUCCAUUGCUGGCAGUGAGGGGAGUAUCUCAGCUUCAGCUGCUUCGGGUCUGGCUGCCCUCUCUGGCCCCAGCUCUGGCCUCAGCUCUGGCCCCUGUUCCCCGGGCCCCCCAGGGCCAGUCAGUGGCCUGAGAAGAUGGUUGGGUCAUUCCAAACAUUGUCUCAGUGUGGAAACUGAGGCAGACGGUGGCCAGGCUGGACCAUAUGAGAACUGGAUGCUGGAACCAGCUCUAGCCACUGGAGAGGAGCUGCCAGAACUGACCCUGCUGACCACAUUGUUGGAGGGCCCUGGAGAUAAGACACAGCCACCUGAGGAGGAGACCCUAUCCCAGGCCCCUGAGAGUGAGGAGGAACAGAAGAAGAAGGCUCUGGAAAGGAGUAUGUAUGUCUUGAGUGAACUGGUAGAGACAGAGAAAAUGUAUGUGGACGACUUGGGGCAGAUUGUGGAGGGUUACAUGGCCACCAUGGCCGCUCAGGGGGUCCCAGAGAGUCUUCGAGGCCGUGACAGGAUUGUGUUUGGGAACAUCCAGCAAAUCUAUGAGUGGCAUCGAGACUAUUUCCUGCAGGAGCUGCAGCGGUGUUUGAAGGAUCCUGAUUGGCUGGCUCAGCUAUUCAUCAAACACGAGCGCAGGCUGCAUAUGUACGUGGUGUACUGCCAGAAUAAGCCCAAGUCCGAGCACGUGGUGUCAGAGUUUGGGGACAGCUACUUUGAGGAGCUCCGGCAGCAGCUGGGGCACCGCCUGCAGCUCAAUGACCUCCUCAUCAAACCAGUACAGAGGAUCAUGAAAUACCAGCUGUUGCUCAAGGAUUUUCUCAAAUAUUACAGUAGAGCUGGGAUGGAUACUGAAGAGCUGGAGCAAGCUGUGGAGGUCAUGUGCUUUGUACCCAAGCGCUGCAAUGACAUGAUGACCCUGGGGAGACUUCGGGGGUUUGAGGGCAAACUGACUGCUCAGGGGAAGCUCUUGGGCCAGGACACAUUCUGGGUCACAGAGCCUGAGGCUGGCGGUCUGCUCUCCUCCCGGGGUCGAGAGAGACGUGUCUUCCUCUUUGAGCAAAUCAUCAUCUUCAGCGAGGCCCUGGGAGGAGGAGUACGAGGUGGAACGCAGGCUGGAUAUGUGUACAAAAGCAGCAUCAAGGUGAGCUGCCUGGGACUGGAGGGGAACCUCCAAGGUGACCCUUGCCGCUUUGCACUGACCUCCAGAGGGCCAGAGGGUGGGAUCCAGCGCUAUGUCCUACAGACUGCAGAUCCUGCGGUCAGUCAGGCCUGGAUCAAGCAAGUGGCUCAGAUCCUGGAAAGCCAGCGGAACUUUCUCAAUGCAUUGCAGUCACCCAUUGAGUAUCAGAGGAGGGAGAGUCAGACCAACAGCCUGGGGCGGCCAGGAGGGCUUAGAGUGGGGAGUCCUGGGAGAAUCCGGCCUGGAGACCAGGCCCAGGUCAGCACACAAGCACCCAUCAACGGCUCUCUCCCCUCCCUGCUGCUGUUGCCCAAAAGGGAGGUGGCCAGAGCCCCCCUGCCCCUGGACACACAGGCCCUCAGUGACUUCCCCCAAGCUCCUCGUGACUCUCCUCCAGCUCCACCAAUCCCAAAUACCCCUCCCUGCCAAGCCAGACUUGCCAAGCUGGAUGAAGAUGAGCUGUAACUGGUGAAGGCCUGGGGUGGUGCUGGCCCGGCCACCCUAUUUCCCGAGGAACUUCAGGGCAAACCUUCUGGCACCACCUCAGAAUUCCUUCUUGAUGUGUCUGGAGAGGGGGCAAGGCUGGGAGUGGUGUUGACUUGGACGAGGAUACCUAGACUCAAAAGGACUUCUUUCUGUUUAAGGAAUGUAGGUUCCUUCAGCUCCCACCCCUUCUGCAUGCAUCACAGGUGCCCCCCCAAAAGGAGGAUGUGUGGGUGGGUGGGAGGGCUGGGGCAGGGGCCAGGUAAAAAUGAUUGGUUUUGAUUUUGAUUUUGUUUCUUUCGGUUUUCUGAAAAUAAAGCUUUUGUGAUAU